AUGUCGAAACGCGUCCUCAGACCGACCAUUGGCGUCUGCCAUCUUUGCCAGUCCAUGCUAACUCGAAAGUCUUCCCCCGCGAUAUCAAUUCGAGCUACGAAGUCCGCGAACGCGACUCGCUUUUUCUCUUCGAGGCAUCCAAAAUAUCAAAAUACACAGAAAGAAUCUAUCAUACCGUCAGUCAGGAGGAAACAAUCAACAUCGAAAGAUGUAGAGCAGACAUUGCCGGCCGUGAAACACCGCAAAACGCUUCCCGAGAUAAAGCAAACAUUUACUGAGCUUAAGUCAAUCAGCAACGCAAUAUUGGAAGAUUUGGAAAGAAUACCCUCGGAAAAAGAAAUUGAGUCUUUUUACUUUCGAUGUAUAGAGCUAGCGAAGGCUCUCCAAGCUGGAAUAAAACCAGAGCAAACCGAUAACAAGGAAAGGAAGGAUCGAGCUACCUCCGCACUUCUCGAUUUGGAAGACGACGAGGGAGUACCGUCGAUAUCAAAUCAAACGCCAGAUCUAAUUCGCAUGGAAGACGAGCUCUCGAAGCUAGCCUACUCUAUUGCUGCGCAUCCUCCCAUUCCGUUAACAGCUAAUAUUUUGGCUGCAUAUGUCAAGAUUCAGCACACCUUGAAGAAACCAUCAACCCUUGCAGAUGUCUUUCAUUUAUAUGCCACCAAACCGAUACCAAAAGAAGGAACUACUCCUAUAACCUAUUCUGUCCAGAAUCCAGACAAAUCAUCCAAUGCUGUCCCUCAACCAAUAGCCGACAAAGCAUUAGAGGCUGCAAUCGAGAAGAGGGAUUUAGUAGCCGCCAUGGACAUCAUCGAGUUCUCUUAUGCAACGAAAGCCUAUCGACGUGCGAAGUUUAUAAAGACCGGUCUAUUGCCAGUCACUGGCUUCGCGGCUGCUCCAUUUGCCGCAUAUGUACUCGCCUCACGUCUUGCGCAUUGGCAAACUACAAUGGAACCGGAACUAGCUACAAAUGUUGCGUUUGCUGGAAUGGUAGCUUAUAUUGGCUUCACCGGGUCUAUUGGGGUAGUUGCUUUAACUACUGCAAAUGAUCAGAUGGAUCGCGUGACUUGGGCACCCGGGAUGCCACUGAGAGAACGUUGGGUACGAGAGGAUGAACGAGCAGCUAUUGACAAGAUUUCUGGUGCCUGGGGUUUCCGAGAAUUAUGGCGAAGAGGAGAAGAAGAAGGCGAGGAAUGGGAAGCUAUAAGAGAAUGGGCGGGUCUGAAGGGGAUGAUACUUGACCGAACAGAGCUCAUGGAGGGUAUGGAAUAA
Molecule: messenger RNA, 1272 nt
Organism: Glarea lozoyensis ATCC 20868
Lineage: Eukaryota; Fungi; Ascomycota; Leotiomycetes; Helotiales; Helotiaceae
Exons: 1
Coding region: 1-1272 (423 amino acids)
Source: RefSeq, a predicted model, not a curated record